This is a messenger RNA of Ascochyta rabiei, 1848 nucleotides long. RefSeq lists its product as uncharacterized. The record is from RefSeq and is a predicted model, not a curated record. The transcript is spliced from 5 exons. Bases 1 to 1848 code for a protein of 615 amino acids. NCBI's taxonomy places the organism in Eukaryota, Fungi, Ascomycota, Dothideomycetes, Pleosporales, Didymellaceae.
AUGGCGGACGAGGCGACAGCACCCGUGCAGACGGAGCCUACGGCCACCACCGAGAUCCCAACGCGUCCCGCAGAUGCCGCAGCUGAGCCUGCGGUUGCCGAGGCGAAGCCCUUUGAGGGGGACGCCGUCAUCGCUACUGAAGGCAUCGCUGAAGUUGAGAAGGAGGAGCCAAAGCAAGACUCCGCUGCAAAAGAAGAUGUCACUGCCGACGCGAAAUCCGACACAGCCGCAGCAAGCAACGGCAUCGAUACCGCAUCUGCCGAACCUACCACCGAGCCUGCUGCUGACGCCUCCGCGACCAACGGUACCCCAGCCACCCCAGCCAAGAAGAUGAACAACGGCAAGCGCAAAUCAGGCGCCGGCAUUCCUGAGCACAAGACAAAGAAGACUCCUGCCAAGGGGAAGAAGAAAGCGCCUGAGCUCCGUCUCGAUGCUCAGCCAGGAGACAUGUACAUGGUCGCCAUGCGAGGGUACCAGCCCUGGCCAGUCAUUGUCUGCGACGAGGAGAUGCUGCCUGAAUCUCUUCUUAGCAAGCGACCCGUCAGUGCGAAGCGCAUUGACGGCACGUACCGUGAAGAUUUCUUGGAGGGCGGGAAAAACGCGAAAGACCGCAGGUAUCCUAUCAUGUUCCUCGGUACUAACGAGUUCGCAUGGCAGGUUAAUACUGAGCUGCUAACGUUUGAUGUUGAGGACGUGAAGAAGGACGUCGAAUCCGGCAACUCAGCAAAGAAGAACAAGGCACUGUGGUCAGCAUACGAGAUUGCUGCAGAAGGCCAUGAUCUGGCCUACUUCAAGACCAUGCUCGCAAGUCACGAGGCAGCCCUGCAGGAGGACGCUGAACAGCGCGAGGCCAAGGAGGCGGAGAAGAAGGAGAAGAAAGAAAAGACCGCCAAGCGAAAGAGCACAGCCGCAGCAGAAUCAGACGACAUCGACAUGGAGGACGCUGGCGACGACGCAGCGCCUUCGGCCAAGAAGGCAAAGGCUACUAAGAAGCGUAAGAAGGAGGACGAAAGCGAUGGCGCUGAGCCUGCGGCUAAGACACCAAAGACAACCAAGCUGAAGCUCAACAACAAGACCUCUAAGGAGGGUUCCGCUGCGAAGCCCAAGAAGGAGACAAAGUCCAAGAAGAAGGCUGCCGAAGAGGCUGCGCCUGUUGAGCCAGAGGAUCCGCCUAUGACCGCGGAAGAGCGCAUUCAGAAGCGCGAGAAGCAAGUCCUCUAUCUUCGACACCGGUUGCAGAAGGGAUUCCUCUCGAGGGACCAUGCUCCAAAGGACGAAGAUAUGGCCAGCAUGGCCGACUACCUGAAGCAGCUUGAGGCACACGAGGACCUCGAGGCUGAGGUGAUCAAGAAAACGAAGGUGCACAAGGUUCUCAAGGCCAUCAUCAAGCUAGACAACAUUCCCAAGGAAGAGGAACACAACUUCAAGCAGCGCUCCGCCGAGCUGCUGAACAAGUGGGGCGGCGCACUGGCCGCCGAUGGGGAGCCCGCUGACAAGACCACUCCUGCGACUAACGGUGCCAAGGCCGACGACGAGAAGUCGGAAUCUGCGAAGGUCGAGACACCGGCGGCUGAGACGAAGGAGGAGACAAGGGAAGAGUCGAAAGAAGAGCCUAAGGAGGAGACGAAAGAAGAUAGCGCGGAAAGGAAGAUUGAGGAGGCACCAAAGGAUGAUGCGCCAUCUGAGCUUGCUGCCCCUGAGCCUGCAGACAAGGACGGCGAUGUCUCAAUGGCUGAUGUCGAAGCUACAAAGGAGGCAGCCGCGAUCGUCACUGCACCAAACCCCGAAGGCGUCAAUGAUGCGACUACUGAAUCGAAGUCAGAGACCGCAGCAGCGACCAUCUCCUGA